Messenger RNA from Aspergillus nomiae NRRL 13137, 243 nucleotides. RefSeq lists its product as uncharacterized. NCBI's taxonomy places the organism in Eukaryota, Fungi, Ascomycota, Eurotiomycetes, Eurotiales, Aspergillaceae. The record is from RefSeq and is a predicted model, not a curated record. The annotation marks the transcript as partial. The transcript has 3 exons.
AUGGAGUUCUGCGCUAAUGACAUUGUUGCAGCUGUUUUCACUGUGGACAGGUUAGGGGUGAUAUCGGCCAUGCCUUGGUUCAGUGUGCAAGAUGCCGUGUUGCCUACUAUUGCGACAAAGAGUGCCAGCGCCACCAUUGGCAGGAGCACAAGCCCAGCUGCGUUAACCCUGAGGAGCGCAGGAUGGCUAACGUCUAGAGGGAAUCUUUCUUCAUGGCAGUUUCGUUCAUCUCUGGAGCUCUCU